Entrophospora sp. SA101 is the source of this 1530-nucleotide messenger RNA. NCBI's taxonomy places the organism in Eukaryota, Fungi, Glomeromycota, Glomeromycetes, Entrophosporales, Entrophosporaceae. The record is from the annotation of a GenBank genome assembly.
AUGACAACGCUGUUUAUUCCGCAAUUAAAAGAAUCAACAUCAUCAAAAACUACAAUAGCAGAAACAGCAACAGACUCUUCUAAACUUUCACUUUCAUAUUUAAAAACAUUAACAAAUAUUGAAGAUAUCCAAGAAUGCUUAAGAAUAUUGGAUUCUGAAGAAAAUCAAGUUGAUUUAAAUUUAGAUGAAUUAUUGGAAAAAAGGUUGCAAUUAGAAUCGGAAUUAGAUAAUUUAGAAGUUUUAAGACCGCAAUUAGGAUUACUUAAUUCUCAAGCUACUAAUUUGAUAAACAUAAUAAAAGAAACAUCCAAUGUAGCAGAAAGAAUAAGUGCACAAGUUCGACAAUUAGAUUUAGAGCAAUCAAGGGUACAAGAAGCAAUAAAUGAAGUUGAGAUCGUACAAGAAUUAAAACAUUGUAUAACAGGAAUGCAUCAAUCAAUGUAUAGAAAAGAUUAUGAAACAGCAGCAUCUUAUGUCAAUAAGGCUUUUUCAAUAGACAAAAAAAUAUUAAAUGGGAAAUUUGCAGAAAUGGCUGCGCCGUCAUCAGAAUAUCCAGAAAUACCAACUAAAACUUUAACAGAUAUUAGAGAGGCUUUAUUUACUAUCUUUUCAAGAGAAUUUGAUUUAGCCAUACAAUCAAAGGAUGAAAAAAGUAUUAGUAGGUUCUUUAGAUUAUUUCCUUUAAUUGGUAAAGAAACUGAAGGUUUGGAUAAAUAUUCAAAAUUUGUUUGUGGAAUCAUUGCUGAUAAAAUCACAGGACCAAACUUCUAUGGGCAUGCUCUAAAUAAAUUAUUUGAAAAUAUUGCAAUGAUUAUUGAUCAUCAUCAACCUGUUGUAGAAAAUCAUUAUGGAUCUGGUAAAAUGAUAAGAGUUAUUGAAAGACUUCAAGAAGAAUGUGACAAACAAAGUAUAAUUAUUAUAAACAGUUUUAGUGAUGAAAGAAAUCUCGAAAGAAAGGUAGUAGAUGUUCGAACUUAUAAUAGUAGUGCAUCUAAAAAAUCUAUUACUAAUUCACAACAUUCAGGCAAAUCAUCAAAAAACAAUGAAACUAAUCCUGACCCAAGAGAAUUAGAUUUAAUAUUAUCAGAAUUAGCAAUGAUUAGUGCAAGGUCAUGUUUAUAUCUUAGGUUUAUGGAAUCUAGAGCACAGUAUCAAAUUGUCAAUAACAUUGUUUCUACAGAUAUAAUAAAAUCCAGCAGUCUGGCUAAACAAUUGAAAUCAUUAAUGAAUGAUUUUGUUAUAAUGGAAGAAUAUUUUUUUAGAAAAGCAAUUGAAAAAGCAAUGUCUAUUGAUAAUUACGAAGAAGUAAAUAAAACAUCAAGUUGUGUUGGAGAUGUUUUCUAUAUAUUAAAAGAAUGUUUAAACAGAGCAAUUUCAACAUCUGAUGUUGACUGUUUAACAACAAUUGUUAAUCAAAUUAUACAAAGUUUAGAAAAUGAUUAUAUUACUUUAAUUCAAAGAAGGCUUUUUACUUCAUUUGCUGCAACUGAAUCAAAGGAUGCAAAAAUGGGAUACAUGGUUUGUAAUUAA